CAAACUGAGCUUAUAAUGUAGUCUGGCUGAGCAGAGGGCAAAGUGAAAGCAUGAGUGCAUGUUUUGUGUGUGUGAGAGCGACAAAAGGGGGAAAGAGUCAGGGUUAACCAUGAGUGCAUGUUGCCACUCCGUGUCUACAUGUGGGGUUUGUAUGCAGACAACAUAUGUGGCCCAGUGUGUGGAGAUGUACAUGUAAGGGAAAAACAGUUUCCCCUGAGUGGACAUGCUGCAGCCGGCACGUUGACUGGACUCCAUUCAUUUUGUUGCUUUUUCUUCGCUUUGGAUUAAUCUCAACCACUGCUUUUAUUUUACUUUUUUUUAAAUGAAAGAGUUCAAAGUGAUUUUUAGUUUUGUUCAGAGAUUAAUCUUCUUCUUAUGUACGCCCCCUCCUCCACUUCAUUCAGCGCUGAGUGGGCGAGGGCCCUACCUGGAUUACUGAGAGCUUAGAUGUUUGUGGGGGGCGCUAACAGGAGAAGGGAGAGACUGAAAGAGAAGAUAAAGUGACAAAGAGAACUUGAAGAUGUACCUGUACAAAGCAACAUGCCCGGAGAUCCCCAACCCAAAGCAGAAGAGUUCCAGGGGUCAAGGUGGAGUUGGGAUCCCGGUGCAGGGCUUAUGUCAGGGGAGACUGAUCAAGCAAGUGUCCAUGGGGCCCGGGUCACAGUCUUAUGCCCCUGUGAUGCUGUGGACUGCAAACAGGGCAAACAACGUAAGGCAACUCAAACAACUGGAGGAGUUCCUCAACUUCCACUCAUUGUCUUUGCAGGAUACAGUGAGGAGUCAGACUGGCAUGGUCUACAGGAAUCUUGGGAAAUCUGGGCUCAGAGUAUCGUGCUUGGGACUUGGUACAUGGGUCACAUUUGGAGGACAGAUAACUGACGAGGUUGCAGAGCAGCUAAUGACCAUCGCCUAUGAGAGUGGAGUCAACUUGUUUGACACAGCUGAGGUUUAUGCAGGCGGCAGGGCCGAAAUCAUUCUGGGAAGCAUCAUCAAGAAGAAAUGCUGGAGGCGGUCAAGCUUGGUGAUCACAACUAAGCUUUACUGGGGAGGAAAAGCCGAGACAGAAAGAGGAUUGUCCAGGAAACACAUUAUUGAAGCUAAAAUUGGAAAAUGUUUCACUAACUUUACUUAUAAUAUCCACCAUUCAGUUGAAUUUUUCAUCUGUCUCUCAGGUCUGAAAGGCUCACUACAAAGGAUGCAGUUGGAAUAUGUAGAUGUAGUUUUUGCCAACCGUCCAGACAGCAAUACUCCCAUGGAGGAAAUAGUUCGAGCUAUGACCUAUGUGAUAAACCAAGGUAUGACCAUGUACUGGGGGACGUCUCGGUGGACCGCCAUGGAGAUCAUGGAGGCAUAUUCUGUGGCACGGCAGUUUAAUUUGAUUCCUCCGGUGUGUGAACAGGCAGAAUAUCACCUCUUUCAGAGGGAGAAAGUAGAGGUGCAACUGCCUGAACUUUACCAUAAGAUAGGAGUUGGAGCGAUGACUUGGUCACCGCUAGCGUGUGGCAUCAUAACAGGAAAAUAUGAAAAUGGCAUCCCUGAAUCAUCCAGGGCCUCAAUGAAGUCGUAUCAGUGGCUGAAGGAAAAAAUAGUCAGUGAAGAUGGAAGGAAGCAGCAAGCCAAGCUGAAAGAGCUCAACCACAUUGCAGAGAAGCUGGGCUGCACUCUGCCUCAGCUGGCUGUGGCCUGGUGCUUAAGAAACGAAGGAGUGAGUUCAGUUCUUCUGGGAACAUCCAACCCUGAGCAGCUUACGGAGAACCUCGGGGCCAUUCAGAUCCUUCCUAAGAUGACCUCUCACAUUGUGUCAGACAUCGACCACAUCCUUGGCAACAGACCUUACAGUAAGAAGGACUACCGCUCUUAGACUGCACUGAUGGACCAACUACAGGUCUGCUGAAGACUACCUGACUACAUCUCUACCUUCAACUCUGCUUUGGUUUGGAGUUCAGAUCCACAAGUUCUCUCCUUGGAUGUGCCUAACCAGCUACAGACCACUCCAGUCGGAAAUGGAUAACCAUGCUACAUCCGAGCAUUGCAUUCUUUAACAAUGCUUGGUCGAGGCUUCUGCUUCGAUCUUCUCUAAUACUGAGGUUCAUCUCAAGUGCGGUUCAGCUUAGCCGGGAAAAGCUCAGACUUUCCAGAGCUUCACACGCAGCUUACUAGAUCUAAACCUUCCUCCACUGAUCUUCGAGUCUUUGCUGGUCAGGAAGCUUGUAAAGAGGUUUCAUUAAUACAACUAUGCAGAACUUAGAGUAGCUCAGACCCAAUAGCAUGCUAAAACACACAUUCGGCUUUAGAAAAGAUGAAUUUAAGUCAAAACUUUAGCAUGUCCACAACUACGACUCAUUUUGCAUUAGACUCUACAUUAUAGAACUCUUUCAAUUCAAAGUGCCAUCUUUAAGAGCACCUUGAUUAUUCAUCUGAAGACAUAUAAAGUACUUGAAUCAAAAACCUACUUAAUCCAGGCCUGUUUUCACAGCUAAUUUAAGCACAACAGAAAAAAAGUUCUUUCUUUAUAUUCCACAGCAGGAUACAGAGGCAGCGUAUGUAUUCAAAUUAGACAGACCUCAGAUGAGUGGACAGGUUGAGCCCUCACCUGCAUGCUGAUCAAGUUCUUUAUUUACUGCUUUUAUUAACAUGCCAAACAGCGUGGCAAAAUAAAUGACCAUAUGUGCUUCAAACUCUCACCUCCUUUGUCAGAGGUGCCUGAUCCUACCCUCUUCUUGAAAGGUAGUCUUUACCAACAGUGACACACCAACGCUUGAAAACCAAGCUUUAUGCAUAUAAAUAAGACCAACAGUCAUCUGCUCGGGUCAUCUUUGAAGCCCUCUAAAUAUAAUCAAUCCAAUAUUUUACAGAAUAUUAAUGAGUAGACAUAACUGGCUGCAGAUCCCGGAGUAUAGCAACCAAUAGAUGCAUGUUUCUCUGCUACAGUGUGCCUCUUUCCUCUUUUUGAUUAGUUUUUGGAGGGAAAUGCUGCAAGUUCACCUGCUGUGCGACCCUGGCGAAGCAAGAUGACUGUGGUACCAGAAAAAAAAAGAAAAAAAAACUGGACAUGCUAGAAAAGGGCAAAAAGUAAAGCAUGUCGCCCCCGUGUGGAAAUGUUAAUAAACUGCAUCCAUGCUUGACAAAUAAGGAGACAUUAAAUAAAAUGUGGAUUCCUCAGUUUGAAGUUAUAGAUGAGAUAGCCUUUCUAUGGAAGCCAAAUCAGCAUUAAAGAACAUUGACUGUAUUGCUGAACGCUUUUGGUUAUUUUUUUUGGUAGGGGUUAAAAAAUACAUUCUUAGUAAUGAGCCCAAUGUAUUAGACAAAAAAAAAAAAACUUGUUAUAAACUGCUUAUGAAAUCUGAAAAUAUAUUUUGACAUUGUAAAAAGAAUGGCUUGUACAAGGUUGUAAAAUGUAUAUAAAAGUGUAAAGCUUAUCCUGCAACAUAAGCAAACUACCAAGAAGCCUGUCUUGCAUAUGAGGGCUUUCCUGCACUGUAAGACAACUCUAUAAAUGAGAUGUAAAUAGAGA
Molecule: messenger RNA, 3514 nt
Organism: Cyprinodon tularosa
Lineage: Eukaryota; Metazoa; Chordata; Actinopteri; Cyprinodontiformes; Cyprinodontidae
Gene: kcnab1a
Product: potassium voltage-gated channel, shaker-related subfamily, beta member 1 a
Exons: 14
Coding region: 521-1861 (446 amino acids)
Biological process (GO): potassium ion transport; negative regulation of delayed rectifier potassium channel activity; transmembrane transport
Cellular component (GO): voltage-gated potassium channel complex; juxtaparanode region of axon; extrinsic component of cytoplasmic side of plasma membrane
Molecular function (GO): transmembrane transporter binding; potassium channel regulator activity; voltage-gated potassium channel activity
Source: RefSeq, a predicted model, not a curated record